AUGCCGUCCUCUGUGAGGGCUGUAGAGGGCAGCUGUGUAGUGAUUCCCUGCCACACGAGCAGCCACACCAGGGUGAUUUGGUACAAGCACCAGACAGCCAGGUGGCCGGUGGUUCAUGAUGGGGAAAAUCUCCGCAAUGCUAUAGAUGGAUUUGAAGGACGCACCUCCAUGCCGGGGAGGUCCUCAGAUGGCAACUGUUCUCUCAGGAUCGACAACGUCAGGAUGUCUGAUGGCAUCACGAUGUUUCCCCUUAUCAACCCUGAGACUGAUAAAUACUACAAGCCAUCUGUCCAAAUUAAGCCUCAAGCAAAACCUAGACUGCAGAUAUCCAUCUCCAAGUCCCCGGUGAGGGAGGGUGAAGAGUUCAGCCUGAGCUGCAGCAUCCUCCACUCCUGCCCCCCCUCUCCCCCCUCCAUCCACUGGAGCGGCCUGGCUGCCAUGUCCCCCGAGGUGCACACUGGGAAACAAGACGGGGACAUGUGGGAGACCAUGUCCACUGUCAGGGUGACCGCUGCACAUACUCAACACCAUACAGAUGUCCUCUGUCACAGCACGUUCAGCGAUCAACUGGCUACAACAAGCAACUCUCUCACUUUGGACAUCUUGUAUGCUCCAGUGGAUGUGGCGCUGGCUUCCAUCGGGGGCAUCAUCACAGAGCACAGUGUGGCCACCCUAUCGUGCAGGAGCAACAGCAACCCAAGGCCCAGUUUUUACCAGUGGGUCAUCACCAACGGGGAAAACACACACAAGGUCAACUCCAGCAUUGGAUACAUCGACGUCACUGAUGCCCAGAGGACCUUCUCUGCUGCUUGCACUGCUCACAACCCGUUCGGGGCUAGACAGUCGCUGAAGACGUCUCUCAAUGUCACAUAUGUGUCCAUAGUGUUGCCAGAGUCCUACUGCUCAGAGACGGGAGGGGUGAUGAGGUGUGUGUGCCAGGUGGAUGCUAACCCCACUGCCACAGUCACAUGGAAGCUAAACGGCACUAUGGAGCUCCCAGCAGACGUGGUUCCCAAUGUCACCACUAGAGGGAGUGUCCAGUCAUCUGAGUUGUUGCUGGAGGGAGACCUGGCCAGUCACAAGCCAGUGCUGUGCAUGGCAACCAAUGGGCACGAUGUCGAUACCCAGGAAAUGACAAUAAAAGGAGUGUUCCCUUGGAUGUGGAUUGGUGUGGUCUUUGGACUCCUGGGACUGUGUGGCUUUAUGUAUUUCUGCUGCACAAGAAGGAGGAAGUCUGGUCAUCCUGAUUCAGCAAGGGAUGGUGAUUCCUCAAACUGGGAUAUGGAUCAAUAUAGGCCUGGCAUGGCUGCCAAAGGGCCCUCCUCCUCUGCUACGAGGCCUGAAGGGCCCAAGUCAUAUGGCGGCAGAGAGGAGGAUGAGGCGCGGUGUGAGGGCGGAGGAUAUGACAUGUACGAGAACACAGCUGUCAUCAGAGGAGGCCAGAUCGGGAUUUAUCUGGAGGACGAAGAUUUUGAAGACUGUGACGGGGAUCAAUUUGGCAGCCACGCCUCUGACAAUAUUUACCUGAACAGAUAGCCUACGAUUAAAC
Messenger RNA from Engraulis encrasicolus (European anchovy), 1549 nucleotides. Its product is annotated as sialoadhesin-like. The coding region runs from base 1 to 1536 and encodes 511 amino acids. The record is from RefSeq and is a predicted model, not a curated record. Lineage: Eukaryota; Metazoa; Chordata; Actinopteri; Clupeiformes; Engraulidae. The transcript has 8 exons.